This is a messenger RNA of Culicoides brevitarsis, 1430 nucleotides long. Its product is annotated as nuclear distribution protein nudE-like 1-A. The record is from RefSeq and is a predicted model, not a curated record. Gene Ontology annotation, cellular component: centrosome; kinetochore; kinesin complex. Lineage: Eukaryota; Metazoa; Arthropoda; Insecta; Diptera; Ceratopogonidae. The transcript is spliced from 2 exons. Bases 64 to 1014 code for a protein of 316 amino acids. Gene Ontology annotation, molecular function: microtubule binding. Gene Ontology annotation, biological process: microtubule nucleation; establishment of mitotic spindle orientation; mitotic centrosome separation.
AGUUGUCACACGAAAAACAACGCAAAAAUCAAAAAACGGGCGUUUCAGAGCUUCCUGUAGACGAUGGAAGUACCAAAUUUUGCAUCAGCAGCCGAGGAAGUGGCCUUUUGGAAGAAACGAGCGACACUUUUGCUCGCUGAAAAGAAUGACAUCCAAAAAGAAUUCGAUGACUUCAUGGAAGGAUCGCAGCAACUGGAGGCGGAACUCGAAACGACAAUCCAACAGAACGAAAAACAGCUGUCGCGUCUCAAUCAGAACGUGGAACAACUGAAACUCGAAAAUGAGUCGCUGAAGAAAAAAUUGCAGACGUGCCUCAAUGAUCUCAGUGAAAAGGACGACGAAGUGGGUGCGCUGCAAACGGAGCACACCAAGCUAAAAAAAUACGUGACGCAGCUCGAACAGAAAAAUGACGACCUUGAAAGGACAAAUCGCGUCGUGGCGGAAUCCGUGAACAGUUUUGAGCUGAUGCUGAAUCAGGCGUACGAGAAAAAUGCGCUGCUCGAGUCGGAGGUGGAUGAAAAGGAAAAGUUGCAGAUUAAAUUGCAGCGAUUGAUGGACGAGGCGCGCGAUUUGAAGCAAGAACUGAAGGUGCGCGAGCAAAAAGGCGGCGGAACGAGCGAUAACGAUGGCAAUGAAGACGAUGGCACGACAUCGCGUGUCAUGAAUGGCAGUGCGACGCAUCACGAAACGACGACGGCGGCAGAUUUGGGGUUUGGAAAGUCCAUUUCGACUGCGACAACAGCCACAUCGCCAUCCUCCGACCCCAACAAAAACAUUUGCGGCAGCCCGACAAGCAACGGAAAUGCAAUUGCCUCUAGUACAAGAGUGACUGCGAUCAGUAUUAUUUAUGACCUGCUCCGACGCAUCGAUCGGAUAGAGUCCAAACUGGCGGAUUGGAAGAAAAUUAGCGCGGCAGCGACACGCACUUCGGGUGCCUUGGAUACCUCCGCGUCGACGACGGAACUGUAUCAUGCGUCAUCGCCCAACAAAUAUCAAUAUGGAUCAAACAAUUAAAAAACCCACACUCACCUAUACUCACUACUGUAAAAUUGUUACAAAAACAAAAAAACACUUAGACAAAACUUUUUUCAUGACAAAAAGUCGCAAAAGCAAGCCAGCAAAGUGCACAGUAGUCGAAUUUCUGUUCGCUUCAAAUGUUGUCGAAUAAUUUAUUUUUUAUCUCGAGAAUAGUCAGAGUCCUGUCUUCACUGUACAUAACACUAAUUCAUUGUCGAUAACUGUUAGAAAUUUAAAUUAAACCCAAAAAAAAAGCAAGAAUAUUAGCUGGAAGAACGGUCGAUCCAAAACAUUCGCUACUAAUAUUUCAAGGAUAUUUUUUAAGGAAGAAAAAUUGUAAUUUUACUAAUUUUUUUUGUGAAUCUUUAUUCUAAGACUUAGACGCAUAUAGAAAUAUAUAUAUUUUGCCUCAA